Molecule: messenger RNA, 2928 nt
Organism: Anopheles moucheti
Lineage: Eukaryota; Metazoa; Arthropoda; Insecta; Diptera; Culicidae
Gene: Aasdh
Product: beta-alanine-activating enzyme
Exons: 5
Coding region: 1-2928 (975 amino acids)
Biological process (GO): amino acid activation for nonribosomal peptide biosynthetic process
Molecular function (GO): protein binding
Source: RefSeq, a predicted model, not a curated record
AUGGAACUUCUGGAUAGAGAAAUUUUUAAAACGUUUAGCAAACAGACUGCGAUAAGAUAUUACAAUUCUAAUCUAUCUAUUACCGAGAUUGACUACGAGCAGCUAUGGAGCAGCAUGAAAAAGGUAGCAAGAGUUUUGGAGGAGCAGAACAUCGAAGGGAAAAUUGUCGGUGUUCAAUUGUAUCACUGUCCCGCAUUGAUUGCCGUUAUAGGAGGUAUUAUCAUAUCCGGUAACUGUUUCUAUUGCAUAGAUCCACGAGUGGUUGAUCAACUUUUGCCCAAGUAUGACCUGUGUGCUGCAUUCUUUCUGGAAGAUUUCGGGUCCAGCUGGAUGUGCGAUGGUCUGCAGAUGUUCUCAGGAAUGCGCGUUCUCACGCAGCAACUGAUGCUGUUACUUAGUUUAUCGCGCGUUGAAAGUUAUCCUGCUUUGGCCUUUUGUGUAAUAACAUCCGGUUCGACUGGCCGGCCUAAAACGGUUCUCGUUCCAAAGGCGUGCAUAAUGCCUAAUGUACUAUCGCUUAGCGAACGGUUCGAGUUGUGUGAGCGUGAUGUCAUCUUUGUAUGUUCACCUCCAACCUUCGAUCCAUUUGUCGUCGAUAUUCUCAUGGGAUUGCGUGCCGGUGCCACAUUUUUAGUGGUGGAUAACUCAAUACGUUUAUCAGCAACACGACUACUGCCCUUGCUCUUUCCGGGAGUAACAGUAAUGCAAAUGACACCAUCCAUAUUUACACGUUGGAAAGCGAAUGAAAUGGAGCACAUAAUUUUUGGUUCUCAAACAACACUCAGAAUUCUUGUUUUGGGUGGAGAACGGUUUCCAAUACUGAAAAGACCAGCAGAAUGUCGGGUGGCUGUAUACAACAUUUACGGUAUAACAGAGCUUUCAUGUUGGAGCAUGAUUCAAAAAGUGUCUCCUGAAAAUGACUCUUAUGUUGCACUUGGUGAACCUUUAGAUCAUUCGAUAAUGCUACAGUUGAGAAGCUUGGAAGACGAAAGUUUACAAGCGGAAGCAAAUAUAAAUGGUUCCACCAUAGGUCAUCUUUACAUCGGAAGCUGUUCUAGGAAAUGCCUUAUACUUGGGAAGAAUAACGAAAAUGACGAUAUAUUAUGCGUCGAUCGACCAAUUUAUCGUCCGACCGGUGACAUAGUGGAACUAACCAAUGAAGGUAAUUAUUAUUAUCGUGAUCGGUGUAAAAGAACGAUAAAGCGAUACGGGUGCCGGGUGAGCUUGGCAGAACUGGAAGCCGUGGUACGAAGCCAUUCAGCAGUACAGCAGUGCGCAUCGUGUUUUAUUAGUAAAUAUCAACGGUUGCUGUUGUUCUACACAUCGGACAACGGUGAUCGUUCAAUACAGGAUACAAUUUGGAGCGAAAUGCGUAUGAAACUGAGGCCGGAAAAACUGCCAGAUGAGUUAUAUUGGAUUGAACAGAUUCCUCUCUCGUCUCAUGGCAAAGUUUGUACAAAAGAAUUGAAACGUAUUUACGAAAAUUUAAAAUUAAACCUUGCUGACGAUCGAAUCUCAGCAGUGGAUUAUUUCCGCACAGAACUUAGCGCUAUGGGUAUCGCACAUGAACGACAUUAUGCAAAAGAGAGUGAAACUAAGAAAUUAAAACCCAACUCAUCUUUCAUCGAUCGUGGUGGAUCAUCUUUUGCCGCCCUUCGCUUGCACAACACUUUGGAAGAAAAGUUUAAAGUACAAUUGCCACAACUUAUCACACUGCUUAUAGAUCCGUCUAUUCCGUUGGAGAUGGCAUUUAAAUAUGUCGAAUCAAAUGUUCCUGCCACCAACAGCGAUUUGCCGGAUGCGCUUCAAAAGUCCAAUAUUCCCAACGACACCAAGUUAACGAUCGUUAGACAAUACAAUUUAGAAAAGUGUAUAGAUUCCCGUCCGUCGAUAACAUUUUGUGCAAAUGUUGGGCAUAUUUUAACCAUAGGCAGUCAUUCCGGAAUGUUACUAACGAUUAACACCGAUACGGAUGCAGUCGUUUCUUGUAUUAUGCUACCGGAUCGAGUAGAAUGCAGUGUCAGCUUUUUCACAACAGAAAAAAACGUCGUGUAUGGUAUUGUGGGAUGUUACGAUGGAUUUUUAUACUGCUUCAAUCCGCAAGACGGCAGCAUAGUAUGGAAGUAUGAUGCUGGAGCAAUGAUCAAAUGUACUCCUCUUGUGUUGCCACAUAUGAAUCUAAUUAUCUUCGGAAGCUACAGCAACGAUUACAAUUUACAUUGCAUUGUAGGGGGAGAUUCUAGCCCGAUAUUGCGAUGGAAGGUGCAAGUAGGAAACAAACCAAUUUUCUCCCAACCAUUGUCGUUGGGUAUUAAUGAUGAAGCAGGAUUAAUUUUUGCUGCCACUUUGGAUGGUACGAUGGCAGCUUUAAGCGUAGCUACAGGACAUUUGGCAUGGAAGCAAACAUCAUCGGGAAACGUACCAAUAUUCAGUACCCCUGCUUUUUUGCCGGAGUACAAAAGGAUUGCUUGCUGUUCAGUGGAUGGCUCCUUUGGAAUAUACGAUGCCGUUAAAGGAAUAAAGACUUCAAAUCACAAGUUUCCUGGAAACAUUUUUUCGUCCUUCGAGAUAUUACAACAGUCCCAUGAGCGGAUACAUUUCAUUGUUGGUUGUUACGAUCACAAAGUACACUGCAUUGAAUAUAUUCCCUUGAACGGGGAAACUUUGCUGCCUAAAUGGGAAAUAGAAGUUCAGUCACAAAUCUAUGCAACUCCUUGUUCGGUUGGACAUUAUUUGGUGGUGUGCAGCACGUCGGGAUGGAUUAACUUGAUUGAUUUAAAUAACCAUCGUGUUGGAAACCCAAAGCGCAACAUUACGGCCACUAUGAAAAUGAAGGGUGAGUUAUUUUCAACACCCCUUUCAUGUAGCACCGCGGUGUUUGUAGGAUGUAGAGAUAAUUUUUUGUAUAAAAUACGUGUGAACGUGUAA